AUGCUGGAUCUUGAAGGGCCUAGUGAAGGAGGCUGGGGAGGCAACCGACAGCGCGGGCGCGAAACGGCGAGGUCGACGGGCAUGUGCGACGAGGGCCUUCUCGGUGGUCCGUCGGCCGCGGAUCGGCGGGGCGAGGCCGACGGCACGGGCGCGAACACCGAUGGUGCGGGCGCGAACACCUUCUCGGCGGUGGAACAGGCUUGGGCGGCGGCGCGGCAGGGACGGAGAGGAGGCGGCGGCGUGGCUGAGCCCGGGGCGAAGAGUACUGUCGACCGAAACAAUGGAUCAGAAAUCCAAUGCAACGCGACUUACCGGCGUGGCUCCUCGCGGAUCUGCAACGGGUGCUCGGCGGUGUCGGACAGGGGCGGGGCGAGGUGCUGGUGCAGGCGCGAGGGUGUGGCGGCGUGGGUUGCGGUGACUGCGCGUCGUGGGAGAGCGCAGAUGUGGGCAGGCGAGGGUGCGGUGAUUCCUUUCCUUCCGGGGCUGCGGUGA
This is a messenger RNA of Miscanthus lutarioriparius, 492 nucleotides long. The record is from the annotation of a GenBank genome assembly. NCBI's taxonomy places the organism in Eukaryota, Viridiplantae, Streptophyta, Magnoliopsida, Poales, Poaceae.